UCAGGAGCAGACGACGAAUGUCUCAUUCAGACACUCUGAUCAAUGGACUAGCUUUGUUCACUUUAGGAUAACCUCUCUGUUGCCUUCAAAUCUUCCUACUGUAGUUGUGACUUUUCACUGAGGAUUAUUCUCGUGGAGUCAUUUCGGAUAUAUAUUUGGGAUCAGUAUCCUCUCUUUUAAUCGAACAAAACAAGGAUUUGGCCGUUAUGCAAUCCAGAUUUUUUAUACAUUUGUACAUGUACUUGUGACGGUAGAUAGAGGUCUCGUAUUGUGUCUAUAGGCCUACUUAUGCAUGAUUCCAACUCGCUAACUUUGAAGAGAUGCAUUAAGUCACGUAAUACACUACCCAAGAUAUAAAUAUUCAUCAAGCAUGGUUGGACAUCAGACGAUUAUAGAACUAUAGGCUCCCAUCUUGUUUACAGAGGUCAAGGUCCUUCUGUAAGAGGAUAGACUGAUAGUCAUCGAAAAUUGGGAGGUUCAGAUCUGUUGUCUUAUUCCCACAGUCACCACUGAAUGCAUAUUCUAUAUUUGCCUACGCACUGUCAGUGAUGGAACUGGGCCGGGUGAGAUUAUUCGCGAUGUCCAACAGUGAUAGAACAAGUGACGAAUGGAGAUUUUCAGUGAGUGGCUGACAUUUCUGUGAAAAUAAUGUUAUUGGUCUCUCAGUGUGAUCACCAAUUAGUCAAUAUAUACACACUGAUAACUCUUCUUUCGCCCAUGUAAGACCGGUUCUCAAAUCACGCCAGAUAGUGUGCAAAUGAUCGUUGAGAGAUAUCGAGUUUGCAUUUGUGAGUCAAAUGGAUUUCGUUUGCAAGGAUUAAUUAAAAUGAUAGAUAGUAUUCACACGUCCGGAUGAUCACCAAGUAUGGAUAUUGUGCCAGUACGCGGUCUUUCGUUCCGCGGAGUACCUCCACCGAUGCCAUCAUGGAGCCUCCCGAGAGGGGUAUCUUGAAAAAAGAGAACAGGAAAAGAUGGGAAAAGGGGAAAACGUCCAGUAAAUCAUCCAAGGUAAAAGAUGCCACGGCUCGGUUCACAUUCGGUGGAAGUAAGCCACAGCCAAUGGUUUCCUUUGUCUCCUGGCAAAGGAGCACCACUCCGAAGUCCGAAAGCAGCACGCGCCUUGAUGGGGCUUUUGCUGAUGCGAACUUUCCCAUGGCUGACGGGGUGGACAGUCCCAUGGCGGACCGAAUAUUGGAGGAGUCCGCGAGCGUGUCGAAAUCGUCUUCCUUUAUUAUCAGGGCUUCCACGAGUGCGCCGAAAGAUGAGGAAAACCAAUCACAACAGGAGUACACGAAUCCAGCCUACGAUUCGAAUGCAGCGUACGGAUCGGAGGAUUCGAAAAUCUCGAAUAACUCUAUAGACAGUAUGACCUCCAGUCGGUGGUCUCUCAUACUGAGGCAGGUCAUUGAGCAGGUGGAUGACGAUGACCUUCACCCCUACGGGAGGGGAGGAAUUUAUAAAAACAUCAUAUAUGGACGCAGGGUGAACAAGAGUUAUGAUCCGAGUAAAAUGUUUGCCUGGUUGAUAUUUGUGGGACUUUUAUUGAUGUCAGCGGUGGCCAUUAUUUUUGUCGCAGAGUCGUACUAUGCCAAGGCGAGACAAGAAAUGGCCAAACUUCCCGCCAAUGAUGUAAACACAACUAUAAGCAAUGGAUAGCACAUCGUUACGUUUUUUUCCGGAAAUUUACUGUGUCAGGAAUUUGGUCCGAUCGAAGCGCCACCGUGCGGCCCGUGUUGUUCGCACUUCUGGUGAACAAACGCAAAACGCGCGGAAUAAACAAGGAAAGUUGAAGAAAACCGUAAAGGCUGUGGUGUCGACGUUUUGGUUAAAGUGAUGUAAGUCGGUUGGUAAAAAGUCCAAGUUUUCUUGGCAGUAAUAGUGGUGCCACCUAUACAUCCUGUUAACUGAAAAUAUACCGUUUCGACCUCUUAAAGGUGUAGGUCGUCCGUUAUCAUUGUAUACUGGUGGCUCAGGAAAAUAGUUUUACCUUGGGGUCGAUUGGCCUAAUGCGGCAUGGGCAAAUGAACGUGUCCAGCGUUCUCUCACAAAAAAAACCCUAUUUUUUUUGUUAUUGAAAAGCCCUAGCAUUUAUCGAACUGCGGCUCCAUCUGAAUUGUCACGCGCGACGAAGUAUGUUUUCAAUCAUCACUCGUGAGUACUUUACUCCGUCAAUACAUUGUGCCAACAAAAGGGGGCGAUCGUGCCGGAGCAAGUUCGAUUCCAGCUCAUAUCGAUAUCAACACCUAUACAUUACUUCGUACGAUAUCUCACAAACCCGUGCACCUAGAGCAAUUCAAGGAAUGCGCUUUCAGUAUAUUGUCAGCAAUUUUGUUAUAUACAUGUAUCUCUAUACAAUCACCCUAAUUAAUGGGUUUUUUAAAGCUUGACAGCACGAAAUAACACAAAUUCAGAGGCAGUGCAUGUUCGUAUAUAUACCUCUAUCCAACACACUGCAGCUUAGUGCCAGUAUCGUAAAUGCAGGAACAGGUGUACGAUGCACUGAUGUGCAUUUUCGUCGUCUGGUUUGAGCAUACCCUUUUUUAUCGCGCUGGAAGAUAGCGACAAUAUGGCAUUAAACUCAUCUUAAGCAUUAUAUUCUUGAUAUAACUACAGAAUUACCGACGGCUGUUCAUUCCAUACGUGCAUGCUUCAUGUUGUACUUGGACUAUUGACACUUUUUAACAAAAUAAAAUGAAAA
Lineus longissimus is the source of this 2698-nucleotide messenger RNA. RefSeq lists its product as uncharacterized. Bases 853 to 1656 code for a protein of 267 amino acids. NCBI's taxonomy places the organism in Eukaryota, Metazoa, Nemertea, Pilidiophora, Heteronemertea, Lineidae. The transcript has 5 exons. The record is from RefSeq and is a predicted model, not a curated record.